Salvia miltiorrhiza (redroot sage) is the source of this 1274-nucleotide messenger RNA. RefSeq names its product transcription factor bHLH79. Lineage: Eukaryota; Viridiplantae; Streptophyta; Magnoliopsida; Lamiales; Lamiaceae. The record is from RefSeq and is a predicted model, not a curated record. The transcript is spliced from 6 exons. Gene Ontology annotation, molecular function: protein dimerization activity; DNA-binding transcription factor activity. Gene Ontology annotation, cellular component: nucleus. The coding region runs from base 191 to 997 and encodes 268 amino acids. Gene Ontology annotation, biological process: regulation of DNA-templated transcription.
CGUUGCUAACAUACGCUUGAGGCGCAGAACGCAGUCCCGCUAUCUCCUUCCUGAGCCUCACAUCACUCUCUUUCAGCAAUCACUACACUUUCACUCUGGGUAACCAUUACUAUCUUCUUUAUAUUAACCCCAUCCCUCCACGCCCACACCUCACACUUUCCACACAAGGAGACAAUUACAGUUGCACAAAAUGGAUCCGCCUUUGGUAAAUGAGGCGUCGUUUACCGCCGCCGCGAACCCCAAUUCGUACAGUUUGGCGGGGCUGCUUUCCUUCUCCGGCAGCGGCGGGCUGGGGCUCAGAAUGGGGAACUUGGGGCGCAGCGGCGGAGGAGACGCGUCUCUCGAGGAAUCGACGGUUACGGAGCAGAGCGGGAGCGGGAAUGGCGGUGGCCCGAAGCGGAGGAGGGAUGUUGGGAGCUCUUUUGAUGACGACUCCUCCAAAAUUGUCUCCACCAGCAGUGCUAAUCAGGACGUGACUGAUUCGAAUGCCAAACGAGCAAAGGUAUUUGAUUCCGGAGAUCAAUUGAAAACGGAAACAGAAACACAUUCGGGGAGCAGCAAGCCUGUUGAGGAGAAAAGUAAACCCGAACCGCCUAAAGACUAUAUUCAUGUUAGAGCAAGACGGGGUCAAGCUACUGAUAGCCACAGUUUAGCUGAAAGAGCUCGGAGGGAAAAGAUCAGCGAAAGGAUGAAAAUCCUGCAAGAUUUGGUACCGGGAUGUAAUAAGGUUAUCGGAAAAGCUCUUGUUCUUGAUGAAAUAAUUAAUUACAUCCAGUCCCUACAGCGUCAAGUUGAGUUUUUGUCGAUGAAGCUUGAAGCAGUUAACUCGAGGUUGAGUCCCACAUUAGAAGGGUUUCCCUCCAAAGAUCUAGCAGGACCUGCAUUUGAUGCCAACGGGAUGAUAUAUGGGCCACAAACACCGGGAGUGUACGCCAGAGGAUCGCAGGCGGAGUGGCUUCACAUGCAGGUUGGAGGUGGUUUUGAAAGAUCAACAUGACAGAGCAGAUGUAGCAUAUUCUUGAAUGGAACCAGGUCCAAUUCAAUAUCAUCAUUUUAUAUAGAUUAUUGACCUCUUUAUCUGUUUCUGGAUGUACAAGAAUAGGUUCUUUAUUAGAUAUUGUAAUCAUUGUAUGUUAGUAAGCACGUGUAACUUAUUUAUAAGAAUUGUCUUAAACUUGUAAUUCCUCAAUUUGUUUGUGAAAAUAGAUCUAUCUUCUUACAUGAAACAUUGUAAAAAUUUCACAUUUUGUAGUGACAUGGAUGUUGGAACCAAA